AUGUACCGCCAGGUAUACAUUAAUGAGAAACAACUGGACUUACAGCGCAUACUAUGGAGACAAGGUAGAGAUCAACCUCUAAAAGUCUAUAGGUUAAAAACUGUCACCUAUGGUACAGCAGCAGCACCCUUCUUAGCAAUCAGGACCCUCCAUCAACUGGCCACAGAUGAACUAUCAACAUAUCCUAUAGCCUCAUCUAUAGCGCUAUCAGAUUUCUAUGUAGAUGAUCUUAUGACAGGUGCAAAAACACUCGAGGACGCUAAAGUCAUUCAAACACAAAUGUCGCAAUUGCUUAACUCAGGAGGAUUUAAUUUACGAAAAUGGAAUUCAAAUUCGAAGGAAUUGUUGGAAACAAUCCCAGAUAAAAAUAGAGCGAAACGAAACUGUCAAGUGCUUGGUAUGUGGUGGAACUCUGAGACCGACAUGUUCCAUUACGCAUCUACUGAAAGAAAGCCACAUGACAAGAUAUCAAAGCGUUCUGUUCUGUCAGAAAUAGCCAGUUUAUUCGAUCCUUUAGGACUUGUAGGGCCUGUAGUUUUGAAAUUCAAACUAUUCAUGCAAGAGUUGUGGGUAAGAGAUCUGAGUUGGGAUGAAUCUCUUCCAUGUGAUCUUCAUACAUCGUGGCAGACACACCGACAACAGGUCUCAACUUUAAAACAACUUCAAAUACAAAGGCACAUCACAGUAGGUCACGCAAUCCAAAAAGAAAUACAUGGGUUUUGUGACGCCUCAGAAAGGGAGUAUGGAGCAUGUGUGUACAAGCGAACAACCGAUACUGACGGACGCGUGUCAACACAAUUAUUAUGCUCAAAAUCCAGGGUAUCACCACUUAAAAAAAUGACCAUUCCUAGAUUGGAAUUGUGUGCCGCGCUGCUACUAUCGAAACUUGUAACUAAAGUAUUGGAUACUGGCAUUAAAGUUGAUGGAUACACACUAUGGACCGACUCCUCAAUAGUUCUGGCUUGGAUCACUUCAUCAGCAUCAAAAUGGAAAAUUUACGUUGCUAAUCGGGUGAAAAUUAUUCAAGAAUUGACGACUGAAAGAUGUAGUUGGAGGCACGUAAGAACCAACGACAACCCAGCAGAUCUGAUAUCAAGAGGUUUAAAUCCGAUUCAAAUUAUCGAUAACAAAUUAUGGUGGCAUGGCCCAGAAUGGUUAAUACAAAAUUAUAGUGAAUGGCCCAAAUUUGAUUUGAGUAGAAUUUCAGAUGUACCAGAACAAAAACUAAUACCAACUACAUUGGCGGUUGUCAGCACUGAGCCACUAAUAGAUGUUGCAAAAUACUCAUCUUUAAGCAAACUCACAAGAGUUACAGCGUAUUGUCUUAGAUUCAUCAGCUACCUGCAGAAUUCACAUCAUAAACUUAAAGGUCCAUUAACUACAGAAGAGCUCAACCAUGCCACAAAUCAUCUCAUCAGAGCAGAACAGGAACAUUACAUGAGAAAAGAUUAUAAUAGGCUCAUGGAAGGAAAGAAGAUUAGGAAAGACAGUCCAUUGUGGAAUCUUCAAUCUUUUUUUGGUCCCGAGAAACUCAUCAGAGUAGGCGGGAGAUUAAAACAUGCAGAAAUCAAAAUAGAUCAAAAACAUCCCAUUGUUUUACCAUACAAGUCACAUCUAACAGAACUUAUUUUUCGUCAUGAGCACAUCAGACUUCUGCAUGCGGCACCUCAACUGCUGCUUGCAUCGUUGCGGCAACGAUAUUGGCCCCUUAAUGGACGAAAUUUAGCAAGACGUACCACACACAGUUGCGUCAAGUGUUUUAAGGCUAAUCCAAAAACAACGCAACCUCAGAUGGGUGACAUACCAUCAGAUCGAGUACGCCCAUGUCGACCUUUCAGUAAUACUGGCACUGAUAUCAGCGGCCCAGUAUAUAUUAAAGCCUCAAAAAGACGAAACAGUCCUACAUCGAAGGGAUACAUAGUGAUAUUUGUAUGUCUUGCAACCAAAGCUGUACAUUUAGAAGUAGUAACAGACAUGACCAGUGAAGCACUUAUAGCAGCAUUCAAGAGAUUUAUUUCACGACGAGGAAUUGUUACAAAACGUGUACUCGGACAAUGGCACCAAUUUCGUAGGCGCAGAGAGAGAGAGCUUCGAGAGCUUCAAGAUCUGUUUACAAACGAAGAACAUCAGAGAAGAAUCGUCGAAGAAUCAACCGCUCUCCUCAUUAAGUGGCACUUCAUUCCACCCCGAUCCCCUCAUUUCGGAGGCUUAUGGGAAGCUGCUGUUCGGUCAGUGAAACAUCAUUUGAAACGAGUUGUAGCCAACGCCUCACUCACCUUCGAGGAAUUUUACACUACUUUAACAAUGAUUGAAGCUUGCUUGAACUCUCGUCCUCUCACUCCCCUUUCCACUGACCCAAAUGACCUUUCACCAUUAACCCCUGGUCACCUUCUCACUGUUCUCCUGAAAGAAGACAACUUGCCCCCUCUCAAGUGGGUUACAGGUCGAGUGGUGGCGGUCCAUCCUGGAGCGGACAAUAGGAUCCGAGUCGCCACCGUAAAGACGUCGUCUGGCUCCUUCAGGAGAGCAGUCAACAAGCUAUGUAUCCUCCCCCUAGAACCUAAUACAGUGCAAGAGUAUAUUACGGGUGACAUCCCUAAUAUUUAUGACAAGGUCGCCUGGAGGUAUGGAGUUCUUGUUCUCAGGGCGUGGGAGGCGACAGAGCUUUCACUCCCAUUGUUAGAGGUGGCCUUCCACGAACCAAGGGAUGUUACCCCCAGGUUUAUGGUAGGGUCGCUUCAGGGCGGGAGGGGCUGGCCCUCACGCCUCGUGGGAGCAAGAAAGAACCUUUACCUGGGACAAGGGCCUAGAACGAGUCUCCUCUACACCAGGAAAUCCUCCGUUUCGUACCUUGAGUAUACAGCGGAAAAUGUGAUAGAGAAGCUUAUACGUGUCACACAGACCAAGGCAAUCGUCUCUGCGGGUGACUUGAGACAGAGAAUAGUGCUCUUUACUAAAAGGAGAAUUUCCGACGUAUUCCCCCAGCAAAUGGACAAUGUCAAAAUAGAAACAAAGCCUGCUGCCGAGUACCUCGGUGUGAUGAUUGAGAUCAAGCUUUCCUUCGGUGAGCAGGUGCAGCGCAUCGCCGCCAAAUCAGCCAAGGGUGUUGCAGCUCUGGGCAGGCUCAUGCCCAACGAUGGAGGCCCACUUCCUUGCAAACGCCGUUUGUUGAUGUCAUCAGUUCAAUCUACUCCACUGUACGGAGCUCAGAUCUGGGCCCACGUCUUGGAGAAUCAUGUUUACCAAAACCGGCUCUCCCGAGUUCAGCACCGUGGUCGCUGGUGUCUUUCCCAUCUACCACCUUGUGAUGGAGAGACAGGCGAUCUACCACCACAUUAA
Molecule: messenger RNA, 3339 nt
Organism: Homalodisca vitripennis (glassy-winged sharpshooter)
Lineage: Eukaryota; Metazoa; Arthropoda; Insecta; Hemiptera; Cicadellidae
Exons: 4
Coding region: 1-3339 (1112 amino acids)
Biological process (GO): DNA integration
Molecular function (GO): nucleic acid binding
Source: RefSeq, a predicted model, not a curated record